Messenger RNA from Schistosoma mattheei, 6616 nucleotides. The record is from the annotation of a GenBank genome assembly. Lineage: Eukaryota; Metazoa; Platyhelminthes; Trematoda; Strigeidida; Schistosomatidae.
CUUACAUCUCGGUGGCGGUAAAUAUUGAGCUUGUCAUUUAUUAAAGUUUAGUUAUUAAGAUGUCUAAGUAAAACUAUGCAAGACUAUAGUUAUGCAUAUUAUGACCACUGUGGUUUAGUAGUCUUGUUCAUGCUCAUAAAUGAGGCCGUAUAUUUCAACUAACAUAUUUAAAGAAAUCUAAAGUUCAGAUUGUUAUUAAGUUCUAUAUAUAUCACAACAGUUUUUUCUGUGCUCUUCUUCAAUGAACCUUAACUUUUGGUGGUUAAUUAAAUCGUGGCGAUUAAAGGGUAGGUCACUGUUGGAUAUGAACAGUCGACUGAGGCGACCAAGCUAUGUUCAGUCUACCUAUAGUCUGUAUGUGUUCCUUCAGUAUGAAUAGCUUUCCAUAAGCAUUAAGUGUCCACUUAACAAGUUUUGAGUAAACAAUUUUUCGCGGGUUUAGGACCUAUGAGGAACGGUUCAUUUAUCCAGAUAAUUCUGGAUGGAGUAAAAGCUUUUGUUUAACAGCAGUGGAUCACAGAUGCCUCCGAGUGUGAACCUACAUGUAUUUAACGACAAAAGAGAAAUAUUAGUGAAUUCUAAUGAAAUGCAGUCCAUAACCCUUAAGAACAUGUCUUUUAUUAAAGGACUCCUGGAAGUCGCUUCGACUACCUUGGUCGGCAGAUAAUUCCAGAAUUUGAAUAUCCGUAGAAAGUAAAGGUACACCUACAGUCCCUUCUGCUAUGUUGGGUCUAAUUUCUGGGCGUCACCCCUAAGGUUUGCGUUGGAACUGAGCUUACUUAGGCGUUUGAGGGUAUAUUCAGUAGUGUUCAAGAUGCUAUAAAUCAUUAGAAGGUCACCUCUAGAGCGCCUAUACUGUAAUGGAUAAAGGUUCGGUGAUCCGAGGCAUCUUUCAUAAGGUUUGAAUUUGAGUCUUCGCACUGAUUUCAUGGAUCGCCUUUGGAUACGUUCCAAUGUGUUCUUAUGCUUUUAGAGUGAGGAAGGAAACGCCAUAUUUUCAUACUCUAAAUGGGGUCGAAUAAAAAUGAUUAAGUGGGAGAUCCUACCUUUAAGCUGGCCAGAAAUGUGCUUCAGCGCUACCUAUGUUCCUCAUUCCAAUAUCCCAUCAGUUCAAAAUAGUUGCAUAACCAUAGUCGCUAACAUUCAUUAUUAUUUAGUGUACUAACUCUGUGAUAGACUAUACGUUUGUUUUGCCUCACUGUCAUUCGUCGUUUCUGCUUAUUGUCAUCUAUUUUCAAUUUUUUGGUAAGUGAUUCCAUUUAUACUCAGCCACUGUAGAAGUGUGUGUUUCACCCACUUCAAGCUGGACGAUCAGCUUAUUAGGCUAGGCUUUAGUUCUUGGUGAUAUUAAAUGAAGUCAUUAAGGUUCGUGAUUACUAGAGAUUCACGGCUAUUCAUCAAUAUUCACUAAAUCACAGUACCUCGUCUCUUUAUCCAACUAUACGUACAAGAGUGUAUGCUAAUCGGAUUACAUUAUAUAUUACUUGCAUUUAUGCUACAUUUGUAAUUCAAAAUUAACAGUUUCUGCAUUUCAUGUGGUCCAGGCUGAUAUACUUUCAUACUACAUUACCUCGGUUAAGUGGUCAAACACGACUUUCAAUCACUGGGUUGCAGUUUUGAAACUUUUUUAUUUCCGUUUAGCAAGUUUGGUAUGUUCCUCAGUCCUCACAAAAAGUAACAGAAAGCCGAUUACAAAAACAUUAUCAGUCACUCAAAACACACCACUUCUAUUUAUCAGUUAUAUGGCUCCUAAAGCGCCACACAUUUUUUAUCCUAUUUAGUUACUACCAUAUUUCUUCCUUUCAAUGUUCAGGAAUAUGGUUACUCUCUCCAUCUCUAAUAGAUUUGUCAUGAAAUGAUGAGGCAUUACUGAUCGGGAAAAUAAUUAAAUUCUGUAUGUCGUGGAUAAAUCCUAUUGUUAGUAAUUUUUGGUCCAAAAAUUAUGCUUCCAUAACUUUUUAAAUUUCAAAGCUCCAUACUUAAUUUCUAAAUUUCCACCACUCAGUUACAUCUAAUGGCUAGUCAGAAUUCCAAUUUAUCACAUCGUCGCACUACCAUGGUUGGCGACAGUGAGCAACAAAUUACGAGUUUCAAUGCUCAUAGUGCUUCUUUUCACACGGAAAACGACAAUUCCAUACCUUCGUUUGAUGAAGAAAUAUUUGAUGCUUGUCGCAAUGGGGAUUUGGCUCUUGUAAAAUGUCUACUGGAAAAUGGAGUUAAUGUUAACCUCAUAGAUACUUCAGGUCGAAAGUCGACACCGCUACACUUUGCUGCUGGAUACGGCCGUCGAGACGUUGUUAGUCUUCUCUUAGAUCACAAUGCAGAUGUUUCUGCUAGAGACGAAGGAGGUUUGAUUCCCUUGCAUAAUGCAUGCUCAUUCGGACACGUUGAUGUGGUGCACCUGUUACUAUCAGCAGGUUCUGACCCCAAUGCUGAAGAUUGUUGGAACUACACACCUCUACAUGAAGCUGCCAUAAAAGGAAAAGUAGAAGUUUGCAUUUUGUUACUUCAGGCAAAAGCCAAUCCCCACGCUCGAAAUUUGGAUGGCAAAACCCCUGUUGAUUUGGCUGAGGGUUCGGCCCGUUUAGCUUUGGUUGGAGAGUAUAGGAAAGAUGAACUACUUGAAGCCGCUCGAAGUGGGAAUGAAGAAAAGCUCAUAAAUCUGUUGACUCCACAAAAUGUAAACUGUCAUGCUGGAGAUGGUCGUAAAUCUACACCAUUACAUUUAGCUGCUGGUUAUAACCGUACAAAAAUUGUGAAAAUUUUGUUAAAAAAUGGAGCUGAUGUUAUCGCUAAAGAUAAAGGUGGUCUUAUUCCUUUGCAUAAUGCUUGUUCCUAUGGUCAUUUGGACGUAUGUGAAUUGCUAAUUAGUGCUGGUUAUGGUUCUGCUCAAGUACAUGCCGCUGAUUUAUGGCAGUAUACACCAUUACAUGAAGCAGCCAGUAAAUCACGUGCAGAAACAGAGAUUGCUUUUGAGUAUCGAGGAUAUGUUUUUCUUGAAGCUUGUCAAAAUGCAGACAUCCAUCAAAUUCGAAAAUUGCUGUCUUUACCCACUAACACCAUAUCAAGCAACGCCUAUCCAAUCGCCCCACCAUUAUCAGUCAAUUUUAGUGUUCCUUCUAAUACUUGUUCUUCAAUUCAUGAUGGGAAGUGCAUGCAUCAGAAAAAUUGUAAUAUUUCUUCAGUAUCGUCCUCAAGUCAACACCAAGAAUCCAUUCUACCUAUGCCUGUUCAAAUUAAUCAGGAUCUCCUUCAUUUCCGACACCCAUUCGUCGGUAACACUGCUCUUCAUUCUGCCUGUUGCGCAACCAACUCAGGAGAGCAGACCGUGACGAAAACAUUUCACCUUGGUUCAGGUUCUUAUCCUGGAUUUCAUUCACCAGAAAAUAAACAACUUAUAUCUCAUACACAGUAUACUAAAGACUUGUCAGUCAACUCAGUUAAUCGUAAUGUUUCUCCAGUCUUGGGUAGACAGUUGAUUGAAUGGCUUAUCGAUCAAGGUAUUGCGGUCUCAGAUUGCAAUGUUGAGGGACAAACUCCUCUUCACUUAGCUGCUCGUUACGGAUAUCUUGAGGCAGCUGCUUGUUUGUUACGGCGUGGUGCUGAACCAAACGUUGCGGACUGGCAUGGUUUCACACCUUUACACCUGGCUGCUAAAUAUGGACAUUCUCAUAUCAUACAGCUCUUAGUUCAAGGAUUUGGCGCAGACUUAAAUUGUACUACUAUACCAGGAGGCCAUACUGCUGCCUCUUUGGCUUCUACUGAGUGUGUCAGACGUCUUAUUGCAGAAUUAAGUCUUAGUCCAGUGAAUAACACUCUGAGUUCUUCACAAAAAUUACCCACUGAAAAACAUGUCACUGAUUCAUCAGCCCACAUGCCUUCAGCGCCAGAUGCAGAGAAAACCCAAAGUGCGGUUGUUUGUAGUCAGCAAGUUUUUCCAUUUUUAGUUUGUUCUGGAUCUCAUUCACAGGACAAUUCAAACAUGUUUUAUGACCCCAAAUACUCUCAGAAACCUACUCCAAACAAUCCUUCGUCUACUAAUCGUAGCACCACUACUACUCUUCCGAUUUCAAGUACUGAUUAUGUUUCCCCAUCUGGAAGUCACAGCUGGGCGGACAUAGUACUACAGUUGUUAGAAGCAGCUAAAUCCGGUGAUGUAGAAAUGGUUCGUCGUCUUAUUACAACACAUCAUUAUUCUGUUUGUCCGGAUGGUGCUGCAAAUGAAUUAUGUACUGAAUCAUCGGAGUCGUGUACUGUUACUGCCCCACUGGAUUUAAUCAAUUGUCGUGAUAUCGAUGGUCGACACUCAACACCUCUCCACUUCGCCGCUGGAUAUAAUAGAUUAGCUAUCGUAGAAUUACUGUUACAGUACAAAGCCGAUGUUCAUGCUAAAGAUAAAGGUGGUUUAGUACCCCUGCAUAAUGCUUGUUCUUAUGGUCAUGCUAAGGUUGCUGAACUCCUUAUUCAACAUGGAGCCAAUGUUAAUGUUACUGACUUGUGGCGUUUCACCCCUCUACACGAGGCUGCGGCUAAGGGCAAGUUCGAGAUUUGUCGAUUAUUGCUCAAACAUGGUGCCGAUCCGUUGAAAAAGAAUCGCGAUGGUCAUACUCCCAUAGAUCUGGUUAAAGAUACAGACAGUGAUGUUUAUGAUCUAUUACGCGGAGAUAUUGCCGUUUUAGAAGCAGCUAAGAAAGGGAAUUUAACUAAAAUAAAACGAUUAGUGACUUCAGAAAAUAUUAAUUGUCGUGAUACUCAAGGAAGAAAUUCAACACCGCUUCAUUUAGCUGCAGGCUAUAAUAAUAUUGAAACACUAGAAUUCUUACUAGAAUCAGGAGCCGAUGUAAAUGCCAAAGACAAAGGUGGUCUAAUCCCAUUACAUAAUGCAAGUUCAUAUGGUCAUGUUGAUGUAGCUGCACUUCUUAUUCGCUAUGGAACUUCAGUAAAUGCUGUAGACAAAUGGGGUUAUACACCGUUGCAUGAAGCUGCUCAAAAAGGACGAACUCAGUUAUGUGCUCUUCUGCUAGCUCAUGGAGCAGACCCAAAAAUAAGAAAUCAAGAAAAUCAAACACCUUUCGAACUAGCGACAGCUGAUGACGUUAAAUCUUUGCUGUUGGAUGUAAUGCUUCAUACGACUGCAUGUAUUACAACAGUCUCAAAGGAAAAUGUUCUUUCAUCGUCGUUCAAUUCUAUUACCUUACCUACAUCUAACUUGGACACAUCCUCACCUCAGCAAACAUCUUUUAGUAACCUGUUGCCAUCUAUGUCCAUCGGUCCACGAAUUGAGUGUCAAGGUCGCGAGUCUAAUUUACCGGGACCAAUUGUCCCAUCUGCAAAUAUUUCGAACCCAGUCUGUUCAUCAAAUAUGACUUUGGUUAAGUUGAAUAACUCAAGCUGUCCAGGUAAUGGUAAACUAACGACAGCGAAUUUUCUUAUGUCCCUCGGUUUGGGUCAGUUGAUCGAACUAUUCGAAAAGGAAUUAGUAACAAUGGAUAUACUUUUAGAAAUGGGUCAUGAAGAGCUGAAAGAACUUGGUGUAACUGUUUAUGGACAUCGUCAUAAAAUUAUCAAAGGGGUACAGAAAUGGCGCUCUAAUUGUACAACACAACAGUCCCCAUUAGAUCCCAGUAAUGAUACUCGCAAAUCAUCAAGCACCUUAUACCCUUCCCCUAUUCUGCAUUCUACAAGUCCAAUAACAACUCAUUUUCAUGGCGUUGGUGUAGCUGAAGCCACUCCAACUGGUCCUGCCUAUUUUCCUGCAGCAGCGGCCAAAAACACUGUGAUGAUAGAAAUCGAUUGUACAGAUUCAGAAUUCUUAGCUGUUGAGGAACAGAUUCAGAGCACAAUAAGAGAACAUAAAGAUAACUGUGGUGGGAUUUACAAACGAUAUCGUAUACUAAAAGUUGCAAGAAUUAGAAAUAAACGUCUAUGGGAUCGUUAUCUACACCGGUGUGCCGAAAUCGCUGAAGAUAAUUCUGGGCAUUAUAACGAAAGACUCCUAUUUCAUGGAUCCCCGUUUUUACAGUCUAUCGUUAUGAAGGGGUUUGAUGAACGCUAUGCAUAUAUUGGUGGAAUGUUUGGAGCUGGUAUAUAUUUCGCAGAGAACUCAUCUAAAUCGAAUCAGUAUGUAUAUGGAAUUGGUGGAGGAGCCGGUUGCCCAGCUCACAAAUCUCGUUCAUGUUACAUUUGUCCACGUCAGUUGUUAUUAUGUCGCGUUGCUUUAGGACGGUCAUUUAUUCAGUUCAAUGCCAUGAAAGUAGCUCAUGCACCCCCGGGCCACCAUUCAAUUGUUGGUCGACCAAGCGCAGGUGGACUCAAUUUCUCUGAGUAUGUCAUAUACAGAGGUGAACAAGCCUAUCCUGAAUAUCUCAUCACUUAUUUGUUAGUCCCACCUGAUCCAAAUGAUAAUGAAAAUAUCACUGAUCAAAAUCUACUAAAUCCUCUUACUCAUAAUACAAAUAUUGGACUUCUACCACCCACUAGUAACAGUGGUAUCACUAGUACAUCAUCUAAUGUUGGUGUGGCUAUAAACUCAGUACCCUGUUACACUGUGCCUUCAAACCAAAAAAUAUUGUAACGAGUUCCUGUGAUUCAUCUUGUGUACAAACGCCUGUUCAGU